AUGGACGAAACUCUACAAAGUUUAACAAGCGUCUUGGUCCAAAUCCAGAUUUUGCAUUAUGACUGGUACAUUGAGACUUUAUUCUACAAGAAGCGGAGACCACCAGCCGAGUUCUGCAUGCGGAGCGUUCUGGCGCUUAAACGAGAGAAGCGGAAGAAAGAAGAGCUCCGGCAAAAGGGUGCCCUGGAUUAUCAAAGAGGUGCCAUAAACAAAACCAUGUACCAUGUCUACACGGAUCAACACUUCUUCCCGUAUCAAAUAGACCUAACACGCGACUCGACAACCGGUGAAAAAGGUCAACGAUAUACUCUUACACUCUGGGAAUCCAAUGCGCAGCCUCACUUAUACUGGUUCCUCGCCAAAUUUCUGCGCAAAAGCGGCGACUCGCAACCCGGUUUCCAUCGUCCGAGUGACUGUUCCGGCCAAUUCGAUAUUGAACUGGACCAUUUCAAGGCGUUCUUCAAAGCCAAAACAGGUGUAGAUUGGAAAGAUCGGGUUGUAAAAGAAGGCACAACGCCAGAUACCUUCUUCCAAUACGCCUGUCCAGUAAGUAUGGUAUUUAUCUUCGCAUAGCAUCCAUCUAAUGUAUAUCAGAAAGGAGGUAAGCCAGUUGGUAUGGGCCUAAGAUUCAGCUACGAUUACUGCCUAGAACUGAAUGCGCAAUUACUUGGAAAUAAUAGCACAAUGGUCGAGACGGAGAAGCAUGAAGACACACAUGCGUCAGAUUCUAAGGAAACUCACGCUCGAGAUACAUCUAUUUAAUAGGCUUCUAUUGAAUACAGUGUUCCUUUUCCAUCAUCCAUCCGUUUGUACAUUAAGCGUUCAUUAUAGCAUUACCUAAAACCGGAGUUUCGGGAAGACAAACACAAGCAGGACCAGAGAUAGCAUGAGUCCAUAGACCCAAGCAUACAAUACAACUCUUCCCCACCAUCCCUUUCCUUCCGUCAUCUUCCUCAGUGUGCCCAUUCUCCCUCUUGCACUCUCCAUGCUUCGUUCUGUCUUUUCAACUGAGCUGCCAGCCUUGCUGACCAGCUCCUUGUCCUCUUCCAGCGUGGUAGAGAACUUCUUGGAGCUUGCUUUGAGCGCACUGGCCAUUUUCAGAAUCGAGUCCGACAGCGCAUCCUGUUCCUGUCGCUGCUGGUCUAGGAUCGCCUCGGCCGUUGCAGUCGAUGUCUGGGGCUCAGAUGGCUUGGAGCGGCCAGCAAAGAGAGCUGCGCGGGCUGUGGUAUAUGAAGCUGAAUUUGCAGCUGUUGAUGGAGUUUCGUGUCGAUUUCGGAGCGUCUGUGUUGUGUGUACGUAUGGCUGUUGCGGUUGGACAACUGGGGUCGCAGAAUAUGCUGGCUCUGAGGGCGGUGACGGGAUCUCCAUUUCGGGUUCGGGUUCUGGCUCCGAUGGCAUCGUUUCGGAUGUCGGUGUUUCUAUCACCCUGGAUUCUAUUGUGUCUGUUGUUGACCCUACGCUUUGGCUUGGUGUGUGAGUGACGCCGGCAAGCAAGUCUUCUCCUUCAGAAUCGUCGUCAUCGUCUUCGAUCGCAAUCUAGUGAACCUGUUAGCUGGUAUGCUUGAGGUCAGGACCUUAACAAAGACCUACCUCCUUAAUGUCCUCUAAUCUAUCAACUAGCAAGUCGAGCAUCUCUCGCUGUGCGCUCAACACUCCCCUCGCAGAGAUGGCGGUUGCCGACGUUCUGGACGAUUGCGCCCGUUGUUCUAGGUUGUCCAAUGCUUUGCGGGCGUAGUUGAGAUUCUGUGGUAACUUGGGUUAGCUCUUAUUCUCAUUUUAUCCACUACGGGCAUCAUAUUACAGUUUCUAGCCUCGCCCGCUCGUAUUCAUUCGUUCGCAAAGUAUGCUCGCGCUCCGGGGUGGUAUGAAGCAAGGCGUCUUGCAGGCGUAUAAGCAUCGCUGUGACUUCGGAGGAUGCAAAAUCGACGUUUGCAUCCACUCCCGGCAUGGAGCCCGUGCCAGACACUAUUCGAGCCAUUGUGAUGGUCGCAGAUCGGUUUGCGCUGGUGG
Molecule: messenger RNA, 2010 nt
Organism: [Torrubiella] hemipterigena
Lineage: Eukaryota; Fungi; Ascomycota; Sordariomycetes; Hypocreales; Clavicipitaceae
Source: the annotation of a GenBank genome assembly